AUGACAGUGUUCUCAGGAAUAAAUAAAUUAGAAUUUGAAGGCACUUUCGAAGGUAUAGGAAAGGAUGUCGUUAUGUCACAAAUGAUUAAGCUUUUACAGAAACAUUUCCCUUCUAUAUGUGAUAAGAAUUAUGAGUUGAGCUUAUUUUUACACAUUUUCCAAAGGUAUAUAUUGGAGAAUACUUCAAUUACUCACGAUUUAGACCCAAAUGAAAUUCGAUUGCUCAGCGCCGAAGAAAUCGUUGAAUUCGAAGAUAUUCAAAACGAAGAGUUAUUCGAUCCUGCGCUUAUAUCAAAAGUGGCCAUUCUGAAAUUAGAUGGCAAGAAUAAUUCCAUAAUCAGUAAAGCUAGUCCCUUACUUGAGGUGAAGAAUGGGAAGUGUUCCUUGGAUAUAAUAGUCCAACAAACACAGAACUUGAACACAAAGUGGAAUUCUGACGUUCCACUCAUAUUCAUGACGUCCCUUGAAACUGAAUCCCACACAACGAACUUCCUAGAAAAACACUAUUCAUCUGAUGAAGUUACGUGGAAAACCAUAGUACAAUCGUGCUUUCCAGUAAUUGAUAAAAACAGGCUAUUACCUAUCGACUUGCAAGCCAAUUCCAAUAAAGAAGACCUCUGGUAUCCUUGUGGAACCGGUAAUUUAACGGACACACUGUAUUUUUCAGGAGAAUUGGAUAACUUAAUCGCUCGAGGCAAAGAGUUUUUAUUUGUUUCAAAUGUUAAUAAUUUAGGUGCUACUGUGGAUUUGAACAUUUUAAGCUACAUGGUAUCAGAAAAAAUCGACUACCUUGUUGAGGUGGUUGAAAGAACCGCAAAUGAUUCGAAUACUGGGGUGUUGGCCACCUACAAAAAUAAACUGCGGCUAGUGGAUUACGACUGCUUGUCCAAUGAAAGUGCAAGAAAUUGUAGAAUUGUGAACACUAAUAAUAUUUGGAUUGAUCUGAGGAGUUUGAAGCGUCUAGUAGAGUCUGAUGGUUUAAAUUUACCAAUUCGUUCUUUUGACGCUAAAAUAAUACACAACAAUCGAGAACUGGAGUGUCUGCAAUUUAGAACGCAAUUGGCCGAUUGUAUUGGGUGUUUUUCAAGUGCCCAGGCUAUGAAAGUAGCAAGGAGCAGAUUUUUGCCGCUGACAACAUGUAGGGACCUGUUUUUAUUGAAAUCUAACUUGUAUGAUCUUGAUGCAAAUGGGACUUUUAACCUUUACCCUUUAAAGUUUGGGUUACUACCAUCAAUCAAACUAGGUGAUGAGUUUGCCAACUAUGAAACUUUCAGGAUAGGUAUACCUCAUAUUCCUGAUAUCUUGGAAUUAGAUUAUUUGGAUGUAAUGGGUAAUGUGUUUUUUGGUCGCAGAGUAAUCCUAAGAGGGACGGUUAUCAUAAUUUGCGAUAAAGACGAAGUAAUUACUAUUCCUGAUGGCUCUAUUCUAGAAAAUUCAAUAAUAAGGAAUGAAUUUCAGCUGGAUGAUAUGAAUGAAUAUUAA
This is a messenger RNA of Saccharomyces kudriavzevii IFO 1802, 1482 nucleotides long. RefSeq names its product UTP--glucose-1-phosphate uridylyltransferase. The coding region runs from base 1 to 1482 and encodes 493 amino acids. Gene Ontology annotation, molecular function: UTP:glucose-1-phosphate uridylyltransferase activity. Gene Ontology annotation, cellular component: cytoplasm. The transcript has a single exon. Lineage: Eukaryota; Fungi; Ascomycota; Saccharomycetes; Saccharomycetales; Saccharomycetaceae. The record is from RefSeq and is a predicted model, not a curated record. Gene Ontology annotation, biological process: glycogen metabolic process; UDP-alpha-D-glucose metabolic process.